Molecule: messenger RNA, 1140 nt
Organism: Polychytrium aggregatum
Lineage: Eukaryota; Fungi; Chytridiomycota; Chytridiomycetes; Polychytriales
Exons: 6
Coding region: 133-915 (260 amino acids)
Source: RefSeq, a predicted model, not a curated record
CAUCCACCCAGCCCCCGCUCGCCCCGGUCCGUUUCCGCUAAAUUCGGCUGGUCGCCCCGCUCCUGGUCUCAUCCUCCAUCCUCCAUCCUCCAUCGCAUCCUCAUCUCCUGUCCGUCUCGGCAAUCUCGCACCAUGGGCGCCCUCUUCCACCGCAUCUUCAACACUCUCGUGUACCUGUUCUUCUUCGGAAACCACCUGUACUCGUUCAUCGAGACUGGCAAGCAGUCCGGUGAUUUCUACGGUUCCCACCCCACCUACAUCACCCCUGCUCCCUGGGCCUAUGACAUCUGGGCUCUGAUCCACCUCCUCUUCGGUGGCUUCACCAUCUGGCAGUGGCUCCCCGGAACUGAGGAGAUCGUCCACCACGGCUUCGCUGGCUGGUUCGCCGUUGCUGCCCUCCUCUCCAGCGUCUGGCUCAACCUCUGGGAGUCCGACCACCUCGUCCUCGCCCUCUUCGUCCUCCUCCUCGCCUCCGGCGCCGUCUCUGUCCUCUACUACCACCUCACCUACCUCUACCCCGCCGAGUCUCUCAUCCAGUCCGUCUUUGUCCACGCCCCCGUCUCUCUCUGGCACGGCUGGCUCGUCUUUGUCUUCUGGAUCAACCUCCUCGCCAUCUUCACCACCGUCAACGACAACGCCGACCCCAGCUGGAUCCAGGUCGUCAUUGCCCUCUUUGUCAUCUUCCAGAUCACCGGCACUGCCAUCGCCUACACCGAGUACAAGAGCAAGCACGGUGAUAUUGCCGGUGCCUUUGCCAUCACCUGGGCCCUCGCCGCCGUCGCUGCCAACCAGCACAACGGCUGGAUCCACUACAGCUCCAUCGUCGGUGUCAUCAUCGUCGUUCUCUACGCCCUCGGCCGCCCCGUCCGUGCCCACCGUGAGGCGACUGCUGAGGCCCAGCCCCUCCUUGGUUAAAUCCGACUUGGGUCUGCCGUGGCUCGCAACGCCGUCUGUCGUCGCAGCGUCCACCGCACUUAGCUGGCGUGUCUCCCGCAUCCCAAGCGAUUUCCAUUGCGCCCUCUCCCGCCCCUCCUUUCGUAUCAUUUCCACAUUCCCCCUCACCGCACACUGUCGAUAAGCGGUCCCCAUGUUUCUUGUUUGUCGAAAGUUGCUCAAUAUAGCGAUGGUUCUCAAUGGUAA